Molecule: messenger RNA, 594 nt
Organism: Dipodomys spectabilis (banner-tailed kangaroo rat)
Lineage: Eukaryota; Metazoa; Chordata; Mammalia; Rodentia; Heteromyidae
Product: interferon-induced transmembrane protein 1-like
Exons: 2
Coding region: 97-456 (119 amino acids)
Biological process (GO): response to type II interferon; type I interferon-mediated signaling pathway; host-mediated suppression of symbiont invasion
Cellular component (GO): plasma membrane
Source: RefSeq, a predicted model, not a curated record
CUAGCCCAGCACCCAUCCUGUUCCCGCCUGCCCGUUGCCACGCACACUUGUGCACUCUUCUUCCUCUCAACACAGCGUGCUUCUCAUAGCCAGGAGAUGGAUAAGGGGCAGAAUGAGCUCUCUGAGCUGGGCGCCCCCGCCGGCUCUGCCCCCACGGUGACCACAGCCACUGUGAUCAAGAUGCCCAGCGAAGUCUCCACGCCCGACCAUGUGGUCUGGUCCUUCUUCAACACGCUCUUCAUGAACACCUGCUGCCUGGGCUUCAUCGCCUACAUCUACUCUGUGAAGUCUAGAGACAGGAAGAUGGUGGGCGAUAUAGUGGGGGCCCAGGCCUACGCCUCUACUGCCAGAAUCCUGAACGUCUGUGCCCUCAUCAUCAACAUCCUCGCCGCGCUCAUCCUCAUCAUUACGCUGGCCGUUAACGCUGCAGCAGUCCUGAGAGGAAUGGGCGUCUAGUCCACCCCCGCCCUUUCCUCUCCUUGGCCGGCCCCUCACCUAGCCCCCCAUCUGCCAACCCACCACGGCCCACUGCCAUGUCCUCUUGCACCCCACCUGCGGGGGAGGGCGGUGUUUCAAUAAAGCACACGUUUCUGA